Molecule: messenger RNA, 483 nt
Organism: Sphenostylis stenocarpa
Lineage: Eukaryota; Viridiplantae; Streptophyta; Magnoliopsida; Fabales; Fabaceae
Source: the annotation of a GenBank genome assembly
AUGGAUAAAGAAGAAAUUAUGGAUGGGGAAGAAGUGAGGGAUGGAAAAGAAUAUACUAAGUAUGGAGAAGAAAUGAAGGAGGAAGAAAAUGAAGUUAAGGAAGCAGAAGAAGUUAAGGAGGAUGGAGAAGAAGUUAGGGAAGGAGAAAAGGUUAAGAAUGAAGAACAAGUUAGGGAAGGAGAAGAAGUUAAGGAUGGAGAAAUAGUUUGGGAUGGGGAAGAAGUGAAGGAAGGAGAAGAAGUUAAGGAAGAAGAAGAAGAAGUUUUGGAUGGAGAUGAAGUUAAGGGUAAAGAAGAAAGUAUGGAUGGGGAAGAAGUUUGGGAUGGAGAAGAAGUUAAGGAGGGAGAAAUGAACUUGGAUGGAAAAGAAGUUAAGGAAGGAGAAGAAAUUAGGGAUGAUGAGGAAGAAAGUAAGGAUGGAGAAGAAGCAGUUAUGGACGGAGAAGAUGUUAAGGAAGGAGAAGAAACUAAGGAAGGAGAAUAG